CCCACUUGUUUUUCCUUCCUCCUUUUUUAUAUCUGUGUGGGGUCUGUCCGAAAUGUACUCACCGACUCAGCAAGAAUUCAACCUGGAACCGACCGACCACUUUUCUCAAGCUUCCUUGGGCACACCACACACUACCGUGGGAGCGGUCCCUGUGGGACGCAGUAACCGAGUGUUCAACCCAUCUCAGUCUUAUCAAUUGCACCAGCGGCAAAAUAGCUUUGGUGCGGCUUCCAUAGCCAUCAGUCCUCCCAACGCCGCCACCGCAGGAAGGGGCAUUCCGUUCACGGAUCCCAACAACUCGGCAUGGUUUGGUACAUCCCUCGACUCGACGAGCUCAUCAUUUGGUCAGUCACCUAUUUUCGGGGGCAGAGACGUUAUUGUAUCACCCUCCACAUCGGCAAGCCAUUUGGACGGGUUUACAGGCACAGAGGAUGAUGAAAUGCAACAAAGAAAUUUACAAGAGAUAUUCGAGAAACGACGUCGACGACGGGAAUCCCACAAUGCCGUAGAAAGAAGACGACGUGACAACAUUAAUGAACGAAUCCAAGAAUUAUCGACACUAUUGCCUGAACAUCUACUUGAAACGGCGCCGACCACGUCGAAUGUGAUGGCGGUCGCGGGAGCGCAAAAUGGGGCAAAUGGAAAGGCUAUCAACAAAGGCACCAUUCUGAAACUGUCAGUGGAUCACAUCAAAGAAUUGCGUGAGGAAGUGGUGCGAUACAAGGAAAAAAUUCAGGAAUUGGAACGCAUGGUGGAAGCCGCUAAACGGGGAGAAUUCAUUGACGACAGCCAUCUCGACCAAAAAUACGCACAGCAACCAAGAUUAUCCAAAGCCGAUCCCUUUUUCACUCAACCGCAGUCACUUUCUUCCCACCCACCACCACCGCUUCAUUCAUCAUCCCAGUCUCAACAUCCUCAUCAACAGCAACAGUCGCAACAGCAACCAUCAGCCGUUCACUUGAUGGACACUACGCCUCGUCCAAGGCACGAACGUAUGGGAUCGUUACAGUUCCAGCAACAGUUUGUGAAUAUGCAUAUUGGGGGUGGCCCUGAUGAUACUAGGCAAGCGUAGAAAAAAUUCAUCGUCCAUUUCUACUUGUGCCAUUUUUGAUUUUUUUUUCUUUAUAAAUACGUAUCUUCUGCCAUUAUUUCUGAUCCGCGCACAUGAUCUGAUCACACUGGAUCGACGAUUUUCUACUAACGUCAAUUUUUUUUGUUUAUGUAUGGAUACGCUUAUAUAAUUAAUGGGAAUACAUUUGUUUUCUUAUUCUAUGUAUCAAAACGUGUCAUCAAAUAUUCGGUGGUUCAUACACAAUAACUUUUUGCGCUGAAAUCCGACGCAUAAACUGAAACAGCCGCUUGGGGGUGGG
This is a messenger RNA of Radiomyces spectabilis, 1370 nucleotides long. RefSeq names its product helix-loop-helix DNA-binding domain-containing protein. Gene Ontology annotation, biological process: regulation of transcription by RNA polymerase II. The record is from RefSeq and is a predicted model, not a curated record. The transcript has 3 exons. Bases 53 to 1072 code for a protein of 339 amino acids. Gene Ontology annotation, molecular function: DNA-binding transcription factor activity, RNA polymerase II-specific; RNA polymerase II cis-regulatory region sequence-specific DNA binding; protein dimerization activity. NCBI's taxonomy places the organism in Eukaryota, Fungi, Mucoromycota, Mucoromycetes, Mucorales, Radiomycetaceae.